AUUUUCAGCCUCAAAAUCCAACACGAAAACUCAUGAAUGUCAAAGACCUGAUUGGUGCAAAGCUGAUUGUAAAGCCAGCGUCCGUGCCGUAGUCUGGAUCUUUUCAUGUCUCGACAAAGUGACUCUUCAAUCCUAGCCAAAUAUCCUGCAAUCACACUCCUUCAUAACACUGCCACCUAUUGGUUGUUGAGCGUCGAAUAAUCCCGCCUGCCAUCAUGUCUCAGUGGCCGGAUAUCUCACUCUUUCAAUAUCAUGGCCGAGGAUGAACGCUGCGAGCAAUGUGGCUCUAGGACUUUUGAUAUAGAUGAGGAUGGUAGGACCUAUUGCGACAACGGGCACGAGCAGGCGAGGGGUCAUAUCGUUGCCGAAGAUGAUGCAGAUUUCAGCCAGAGAGGGAAAACCCUGAGAAAGAGAGAAGCUAAAGAGAAGCAAAAAUUCUCAAAAGUGCUUCGAGGCUCGAAAGCAUAUCAAUUAUAUUUGCAAUGCUGGCAGUACAUCCUGUGGAAACAAUGCCAUACCUUGGUCCACCAGGAAGGCUUGCCAGCUGAACUCUGGACAAUCGUCCGCGAUCUAUGGACAUUCUGGCUAACACAGCUUGAAGACCGUCUUCAAGCUUCGGCUGGUGCCCCCAGUGCCACGGAAAUAGAUACUGAGGGAGAGCCUGCAACGAUAUCUGGCAAUGAGACGACCACCGAUUCCGAGAGCGCAGGAGAGUCCAAACUUGGCAGAAAGCGCAAGCAGACGCAGGGGAGCCCUUCUCUCAUAGAUACGAUCGCUUUGAGCUACAUGGGCGUUCUGCUCCUGCGAAGACCAAUUGGCCUUGCCACCGUCCUAAGGUGGAUACAGCAAGAAGACAUCCCUUAUAUCCGUGCCAUCAGACACCUACCUCAGGAGAUGAAAGAUCGCCUGCCGUCCGAAUAUCACAUGUCUCUUGACACGAUACGACUCCUCGAACCGGACGACCUCCAGAUAGCGAUCUUGCGCCGGGCACAGAUGUACAACUCUUCGUAUGGGAUGAUCAUGCCUCCUCUCAACGUCAAUCUCUUCCUUCUCAAUUACGUUCGAUCAUUAGCGCUGCCGCUCGAGGUCUACGCCACGGUUCGUCGACUAAGCGAAGUCACCAAAUACGUCUUUUCUUAUCCACAUGCUGGCACAGCGGCAAACAUGCGACGCCAGGCAACUACUUUCCCUGAAGCUCAGUUGAUGUCUCUAGUGGUUAUUGCCACGAAACUCCUUUUCCCUUUCGAUUCGCAGACAGUCAGACGCUACCCGCAACACCCGAACGAUCCUAUUACACUGCGACUGGACUGGACAGCUUGGCUGAUUGCAAAAGACCAAUUCGACAAGGUUUCCGAAACCAUGACCGAACCGGAUAGUCUCAAGUCAGGCUCCGAGAUUCAUGUCACGGACAAGGACGUUUUCAACCUGUCAGAUAAGCAGCUCGAUCAAUACAUGGACUGGUUCCAACGUAGCUGGAUCAAUUCGACGUCGACACAGGCCCGGCAAUCUCAAGAAAAUGCCUUAGACAAAGAGAUUCUGGACAUGUUCCCUCUUCAUGACCUGCCAGAACCGGUCAAGACACCCGAGCAGGAUCAACAAGCGAGGGCCUUAGAACAAGAACGUUUGAAUACGCGCAUCCACGAAGUUCAGGGCACGCUCCUACCACGCAGAGCUAUCAGCCUGGAGGAAGAGGCUGAGCGAGGCAUUGACGUCCUUCGGCCCGGCGAGAAGUACCCGCGAUUCUUCCAUGUUGACGAGCUCGAUAAAACGGACAAAGUGGUCAGAAUUUUCCAUGAAGAGGCUGCGCGCGCUGCUUGUCUUAGCCUCAAGGCUCUUCUCAGAGCUGUGAACAGAUCCGAAGAGAAGAUCGAGCGCUGGCUCAGGGAUCGAAGGAGACAGGAUGUUUUCGGUGACGACACGUCGACGGAGGAGAAGGAAAUGCCAGAGACCAGUCCUCCGACUGCAUCAGGCACAUUGGCCAGGAACAUGGAAGGCGUGGCGGAGGAUGAAAUGCCAGCGACCAGUCCUCCAACUGCAUCAGGCACGUUGGCCAGGAACAUGGAAGGCUUGGAAUUAGGACAGACGCUUGAUCCCGAUACGCAAGAGGAUGUGGAUGUAAACGCAUAUAUAGACAUGGAACUGCUGCCGGAGCUGGAAAGGAGUCUAUCAGGCUUCUAGGAUAUAUGUAUGAACAGGGAAAAGGUAGCCUUGAUAUUCCCGCCCGCGCAUUUCUUUUGUACAGUUCCCGCCCUAAGGCGCUAUCAUUCAGUACCGGCCAGUCCAGUAUCUGUCUACCUAGAUCUAGGUAUUCUGCCAGGCAGAGAGGGAUGGUGGAUGCGUGUUGAUGCUACGACAGUGGAUGUAGUAAACCAACCCCCAGAAAGGACUGCAC
This is a messenger RNA of Exophiala viscosa, 2392 nucleotides long. RefSeq lists its product as uncharacterized. Gene Ontology annotation, cellular component: RNA polymerase I core factor complex. The record is from RefSeq and is a predicted model, not a curated record. Gene Ontology annotation, biological process: RNA polymerase I preinitiation complex assembly; nucleolar large rRNA transcription by RNA polymerase I. Bases 253 to 2178 code for a protein of 641 amino acids. NCBI's taxonomy places the organism in Eukaryota, Fungi, Ascomycota, Eurotiomycetes, Chaetothyriales, Herpotrichiellaceae. The transcript is spliced from 4 exons. Gene Ontology annotation, molecular function: RNA polymerase I core promoter sequence-specific DNA binding.